This is a messenger RNA of Cyanistes caeruleus (blue tit), 759 nucleotides long. It is a transcript of the gene ODF1, whose product is annotated as outer dense fiber of sperm tails 1. Gene Ontology annotation, cellular component: polymeric cytoskeletal fiber. NCBI's taxonomy places the organism in Eukaryota, Metazoa, Chordata, Aves, Passeriformes, Paridae. The record is from RefSeq and is a predicted model, not a curated record.
CACACAGCGGUUGCUGGAAGCUGCAGAGCAGCUGCAGCCAGGUCUGCCUCACACUCACCACCAGAUGCAGCUCUCAGGGCACUCAAGUUUACUCUCAGCCUGACACACUCACAGCGUAACAAUGUCAGCGCACUGCCAGGAACACCGCAUGCAGAACCUGAGGCAGAUACAGAAGCAGAUGAGCCUGCUGGACCUGCGCCUGCAGAUGCUCCGUGACAGACUGUGCGCAGCUCGCCAUCACAGGUGUGCCCUUUGCUGCUGCAUGCACCCACCCAGAUGCCCGGCGAGAAGGGCCCUCUCUGCGAGACAGGAUCUGGAGCGACGACUGGACAGAACGAGAAGACUUGGCAUGAUGUUGAACUCAUGCUGUAAUCAAAACUGUUUGUCUUUGAUCAAUGUGAAGGGUUUUGACCCCAAGGAAAUCACUGUAGUGGUGAAAGAUGGGAAGGUGACCGUGGCAGCGGAGCGCAAGGAGGAGCACAACACCUGCAUGGGAAAGAUAAGCAGCUACAAGAAAUACAUGAAGGAAUUCAGCCUGCCGCCAGGGGUGUCCGAGAAGGAGGUGACCUACUCAGUGGAGUCCAACAACAUCGUGGAACCACCCAAGUGCUGCCCUUAUCUCUGCAACUGCUGAGCUGCAGCAGGGAGCCACCAUCACUCCUCUGCUUCACCCCCUUCUCCCCAUUGCAUCUAGGUGUGUCCCAAGAACUGUGUCAGCAGCCUCUCUUACCUCUUCCAAAAAAGAAAGCAACACUCUGA